Apus apus (common swift) is the source of this 1647-nucleotide messenger RNA. It is a transcript of the gene VTN, whose product is annotated as vitronectin. Gene Ontology annotation, biological process: cell adhesion mediated by integrin; immune response; cell-matrix adhesion. Gene Ontology annotation, molecular function: extracellular matrix binding; scavenger receptor activity; polysaccharide binding. The record is from RefSeq and is a predicted model, not a curated record. NCBI's taxonomy places the organism in Eukaryota, Metazoa, Chordata, Aves, Apodiformes, Apodidae. The transcript has 9 exons. Bases 198 to 1565 code for a protein of 455 amino acids.
ACUACCCAGGGAUAGACAGAGGAAAAGGGACAUUAGCUCACAGCAAAGGACGGUAAACAAGUCGACCCGAGCGGCGCGACACUGCAGGAGAGGCUCAGCACAGAACCAGCUGAGCAAACAGUGGAUGCCAGGGACCCGGCUACAGCUGCGCUCCAGCCCGCACAGUUGCAGGAGGGCUGUGCUCCCGGACACCCAGGAUGAGGCUGCUCUUCACAGCCCUCCUGCUGGCUGCUGCCCAUGCUGCUGAAGAGUCCUGCGAGGGUCGCUGCGAUGAGGGCUUCAACGCGACGUACAAGUGCCAGUGUGACACCCUCUGUGUGUACUACCAGAGCUGCUGCAGCGACUACACCACCGCCUGCAAAGCCAAAGUGACCCGGGGGGAUGUGUUCGCCUUGCCAGAGGAUGAGUACCUUAACUACGACCUCAAUGUCAACUUGGGCACAGAGCCACCCACAGCUGAGCCACCCACGGCUCUGCCACCCGUGGCCCUGCACACGCCAGAGAACAAGCCAGGCCCUGUGGAGACACCAACAGAUGUGCCAGUGGUGGAGGUGCCCUACACCACAUUGGAUGGGUUCUGGGACCCUGAUCCUGAGCCCGAGCCCGAGCCUGAGCCCGAGCCUGAGCCCGAGCCUGAGCCUGAGCCCGAACCCGAGCAGCUGUGCAGCAAGAAACCUUUUGAUGCCUUUACUGACCUAAAGAAUGGCUCCAUUUAUGCUUUCCGAGGGAAGUACUUCUAUGAGCUGGAUGAGAGAAGUGUCCGGCCUGGCUACCCCAAGCUCAUCAGCGACGUCUGGGGCAUCGAGGGCCCCAUCGAUGCAGCCUUCACACGCAUCAACUGCCAGGGCAAGACUUACCUGUUCAAGGGCAGCCAGUACUGGCGCUUUGACGAUGGAGUCCUGGACCCCGAGUACCCACGCAACAUCUCCGACGGCUUUGAGGGCAUCCCCAACAACAUCAACGCGGCCUUCGCCCUCCCUGCGCACAGCUACAGCGGCAACGAGAGAGUUUAUUUCUUCAAGGACAAGUACUACUGGUCCUAUGACUUUGCCCACCAGCCCACCCAGGCUGACUGUGAGAAGUCCUCCCCCUCAACCGUGUUCAACCACUACGCCUUCAUGAACCGUGACAGCUGGGAGGACAUCUUUGAGAUCCUUUUUGGUGGCAGGACUGUGGGAGCGAGCCGCCCCCGGUACAUCAGCAGGGACUGGCGGGGGGUGCCCAGCCGGCUGGAUGCCGCCAUGGCCGGCAGGAUCUACGUGGCCUCCCAGCAGCCCCGGAGGAGGAAGUCCCGUCGCCAGCGCAAGAGGUACAAGAACCACCGGUCACUGAAUCUGGGGUUCUGGAGUUGGCUGCAAAAUGACUCCGACUCGGCGGGUGUUGAAAACGACUGGUUGUCAGGCUCCAAGUGCGAGACCCUCCAGAGCGUCUACUUCUUUGUGGGAGACAAGUAUUACCGCGUCAACCUGCGCACCAAGCGCGUGGACCUGGUGCGGCCCCGCUACCCCCGCUCCAUCGCCCAGUACUGGCUGGACUGCCCACAGCUCGGGGAGGAGAGCACCUGAGAGGGCCCUGCUGGGCAGUACAGCCCCCAACUAGACAGAAAUAAACGGAGUGCCGCACAGGCUGGAGAGCCCUGUCCAUCCA